UCUCUCUCUCUCUGUGACUCUCUGGUUUUGCCAAAAUCUGUUUAGCAAUCAUUUCAGAUUCCAUGCUAUACCUCUUUGACUCGAUUUUAAGGAAUAAAAAAAAAAUUGAGGGUUUAUGAUUAAACAAAUCAGAGAGUGUGCUUAAACUUAAAUGGUGUGCGUCUCUGUUCUCUUCUUCAUUCAAAACCCAAAACAAUGUCUGAGAAGAUGAUUCAUCGUUUCCACAACAAUUUGAAUCAAAUCUCGCCGUCUUCUUCUCCUGCUCCUUCUCCAAUUACUUUGAAUCAAUCAAACGAUUCAUCUUCUUCCUCCGGUGGUAAUCGAAUAAGCCCCAUCGUUCUGUUCAUCAUCGUUCUCAUAUCCGUCGUCUUCUUCAUCUGCAGCGUUCUACAUUUGGUUGUGAGGUACUACUUAAAGAAGAAAAGAUCGAGCCUUUCUUCAUCACCGAACGAAUCUGAUCGAAACCCAGAAUUCCCCGACUCCGAUACUUACCAAAGACAGCUUCAGCAGCUCUUCCAUCUCCACGAUUCAGGUCUAGAUCAAGCUUUGAUCGAUGCUCUUCCCGUGUUUCUUUACAAAGAGAUCAAAGGUACGAAAGAGCCAUUCGAUUGUGCUGUGUGUCUCUGUGAGUUCUCAGAGGAUGAUAAGCUUAGAUUGCUUCCCAAUUGUAGCCACGCUUUUCACAUAGAUUGUAUCGAUACGUGGCUUCUCUCGAACUCGACUUGUCCGCUUUGUAGAGGCACCCUUUUCUCUUUAGGGCAUCAGUUUGAAUACCCUGAUUUCAAUUUCGGGUUUUUCGCCGGAGAUGAUGGAGGUACUAGGGUUUCUCCGGCUCAGAAACAGGCUGAGAAUGAGAUUGGGAAGAGAGUGUUUUCAGUUAGGCUUGGCAAGUUUAGGAGCAGUAAUAUUAACAAUGGUGAAGAGACGAGUGGUGGGUGUGUGACUAGUACUAGUAGCAAUGUGAACAGUAAUCUUGAUAACAGGAGAUGUUUCUCUAUGGGGUCUUAUCAGUACAUAGUGGCUGAAUCAGAUCUGGUUGUGGCUUUGUGUCCUAAUAAUGAAGGUUUGAAGAAUGUGAAAGAAGGAGAGAGUCAUAAUAAUAGUAAUGUGGAUGGGAAGAAGAUUAACAUGAGAAGUAAAGGUGAGAGCUUCUCUGUGUCGAAGAUUUGGCAAUGGUCUAAUAAGAGAUCAAAGUUUGCAAAUCCAUCAGAAACCAAUCUUGUGGGUACUUCUUCUUCUUCUUCUACUUAUGCUUGUUCUGGAUCUGGUACUACAGUUUCUACAGGAUUAGCUUUGAAUGGAAGGAGAUUUCAGGGUCCUUGAUGAGAAGAGUUUUUAGGUACAGAAUCAGAAGGGUAGCUUAUUUUCUGCUAUUGGAUUUAAUUGAAUCAUUGAUUCUGAGUUUUGAUUUGAAUUCAUUUUGGUUAACACGAUACUGUAGUGUUUCUUUUUGUGUCCUUUAUUGCUGAAUCUCUCUCUCUCUGUUUGUGUGUUGAGAGGAAUAAGCUUUUUGUUCUUUGAUGAUGUUAUAGUGGUACUGUUAUAUGAGAUGUUUCAAGUUCUAAU
Camelina sativa (false flax) is the source of this 1566-nucleotide messenger RNA. RefSeq names its product RING-H2 finger protein ATL47-like. Gene Ontology annotation, molecular function: ubiquitin protein ligase binding. Lineage: Eukaryota; Viridiplantae; Streptophyta; Magnoliopsida; Brassicales; Brassicaceae. The record is from RefSeq and is a predicted model, not a curated record.